Messenger RNA from Choloepus didactylus (southern two-toed sloth), 1636 nucleotides. RefSeq names its product leucine rich repeat containing 39 (gene LRRC39). The transcript has 10 exons. The record is from RefSeq and is a predicted model, not a curated record. Lineage: Eukaryota; Metazoa; Chordata; Mammalia; Pilosa; Megalonychidae. Gene Ontology annotation, molecular function: protein binding. The coding region runs from base 429 to 1436 and encodes 335 amino acids.
CAGCCUGUCUGCAUAUUUCAGUCACUUGGAGCCUCACUGAAAACAAUUCCCCCUGCAAUCCACUCUUAGCUCAUAAUCACUAAAUUUGGGAAUGUCAGCUUCUGCAUCCACUGACAGUGAUUUUGGAAUUAAGUCUACAAGAGUCUCAUAACCUUAAAAAUAAAAACUUUCUUAAUGUGAAAUAUAACAACACAGAAAAGAAUAUAAGGAAUAAGUGUACAAUUUAACAAAGUAUUGUAAAGUGAACAGCUGUGCAAUCAUCAUCCAAAUCUAGAAAUAUCAUAUUGCCAGCACUCCAAAAGCUCUCAGAAUACACCUUCCCAAUUACACCACCCCUCUUCCUGCCUAAAGGUCCUUUCUGAAAUGACAUCUCUGGUUCAGUACUCAGAGCUUAAUGAAGUUGGUGACUUUGGAAAUGUGGAGAAAUCAUGACAGAAAAUGUGGUUUGUACUGGGGCUGUCAGUGCUGUAAAGGAAGUUUGGGAACAAAGAAUAAAGAAACAAAAUGAAGACCUGAAGCGAGAGAAGGACUUUCAACAGAAGCUACUGAGGAUCUGGGAAGAGAGAGUUAGCUUAACCAAGCUAAGACAAAAUGUCACCAGGGAAGAUGGAAGAGCUGUACUGAAGAUAGAAAAUGAAGAAUGGAAGGUCCUCCCUUCUUCUCUGCUGAAACUGAAUCAGCUACAGGAAUGGCAACUUCAUAGAACUGGUUUGCUGAAAAUUCCUGAAUUCAUCGGAAGAUUCCAGAACCUCAUUGUGUUAGAUUUAUCUCGAAACACAAUUUCAGAUAUACCUCGAGGAAUUGGACUGCUCACUAGACUUCAGGAACUGAUUCUCAGUUACAACAAGAUCAAAACUGUUCCCAAGGAACUGAGUAACUGUGCCAGCUUGGAGAAACUAGAACUUGCUGUUAACAGAGAUAUCUGUGACCUUCCACAAGAGCUCAGCAAUCUGACAAAGCUUACGCACCUUGAUUUAAGUAUGAACCACUUCACUACGAUCCCUCCUGCUGUUUUGAACAUGCCUGCUCUUGAGUGGCUUGAUCUGGGAAGCAACAAACUUGAACAACUUCCUGAUACCAUAGGAAGAAUGACAAAUCUACAUACAUUAUGGUUGCAACGGAAUGAAAUAAAAUGCAUGCCAGAAACAAUCAGCAAUAUGAAAAAUCUGGGUACUCUUGUUCUCAGCAACAAUAAAUUGCAAGAUAUUCCAGUGUGCAUGGAAGAAAUGACAAAUCUAAGGUUUGUCAACUUCAGAGACAACCCACUGAAAUUGGAAGUAACACUUCCUCCCAGUGAAAGCAUAGAUGAAGAAGAGGAUCGGGAAUUAUUUGGCCUUCAAUUUAUGCACACAUACAUACAGGAAUCACGGAGAAGAGCAGAUAACCAAGUCAACUGUUCGACUACUUUACCGAUCUCUAUAAAUACUGAUGGAUAGUAUAAUUCAAGAUGUCCUGCUGAAGAGGAUUACUUUGAGAUUUGGUGAAUUCUCUCUUUGGACUUCUGAAGUCAAAAACAAAGCUAUUUCCAGAGUUUAAUGAGGCUACAAUAUUUUUAAAAAGUUCAUAUUAUCUGCUAUUUAAAUUAUAUUUUCAUGAAUAUAAAAAUACAAUUAAAAAUCUUAUUUUUUUUGUGGAA